This is a messenger RNA of Tribolium madens (black flour beetle), 1746 nucleotides long. RefSeq names its product putative tyramine receptor 2 (gene Oct-TyrR). The transcript has 6 exons. Gene Ontology annotation, cellular component: membrane. The coding region runs from base 343 to 1677 and encodes 444 amino acids. Gene Ontology annotation, molecular function: octopamine receptor activity. Gene Ontology annotation, biological process: adenylate cyclase-activating adrenergic receptor signaling pathway. Lineage: Eukaryota; Metazoa; Arthropoda; Insecta; Coleoptera; Tenebrionidae. The record is from RefSeq and is a predicted model, not a curated record.
UUGGCGUCCAGAUUCGACGCUUCGGGGUUUCGAGCACCAAAGCGCGCGUUUCACGAAACUUAUUUUCGACUUGUGCGAUGUGGACGGUUAUUUUUGGGUGGGUUUGAGGACCUGAAAACGGAGAAAAUUAUGAGAGGAUGAAUAGGAGUAGUUUUCCAUGGAACUUCACUAAAGUGCAUGCAACGAAAUUUCCUCCGAGACCUACAAAUUAAAUUCGACCUAACUAAAUAACAUGGACCAAUUAGGGUUUUGCCGCAGAAUCCGCAGUUACGGAGCGUAAUAGAAACCACCGAGAUUGGAUAAUUUGGAAGCUCGACAAAGAUGUAAUUAAGCCUUGCGAUAAUGUCCGACUCGAACAGCAGCUGUUCCCCCGACCUCCCCGGCAACUUCUCGACAAUUUUCGGUCAAACCGACGUCGCCCAAUGGGAAGCCCUCCUCACCAUCGUCACUCUAACCUUCAUCAUCCUCCUCACAAUCAUCGGCAACGUCCUCGUCAUCCUCAGCGUCUUCACCUACAAACCCCUCCGCAUCGUCCAAAACUUCUUCAUCGUGUCCCUCGCCGUCGCCGACCUCACCGUCGCCAUCCUCGUCAUGCCCUUGAACGUCAUGCUCUCCAUUCUAGGCCGCUGGGUCUUCGACAUCCACAUAUGCAAAAUGUGGUUAACAUCCGACGUCCUCUGUUGCACAGCUUCGAUCCUAAACUUGUGUGCAAUCGCUUUGGACAGGUUUUGGGCAAUCACAGAUCCGAUCAAUUACGCACAAAAACGCACCUUAAAAAGAGUCCUCCUCAUGAUUGGCGGGGUGUGGGUGUUGUCACUUGUCAUCAGUUCACCCCCAUUGAUCGGGUGGAAUGACUGGCCUGAAGCCGAAGAAUUUCACUUGAUACAAGAGUGUAAAUUGACGGAGAGACAAGGUUAUGUCAUUUAUUCCUCAUUGGGGUCGUUUUUCAUCCCUUUGUUCAUCAUGACAAUUGUCUAUGUUGAGAUUUUCAUCGCGACGAAACGACGCUUGAGGGAGAGGGCGCAAGCGUCGAAAAUCAACGCCAUUUCGAGGAACCAAUCGGCUUUGAAAGAAGUGCAACAUGACAGGGAGAGUGUCAGUAGCGAAACUAACCAUAAUGAACACCCGGAAAUAAAGGAGAAGAAGAAGAAAAGUAAGAAGAAACGAAAAGAUGACAAUGUUGACAACAACGCUUAUCUGAAACCGAUUCUAGUCCAUGAAGAUUCUCUCACUGACAAUCCGGAAACUUCCUCGAUUUCGCAACCCAACCCUUGUACUUCCGACAACCACAAAAUCACCAUUUCUGAGUCAACAACAGUGUCAAAUUCCCCACAAUUAAACAAAGUUCUUCUCCCAGAAGCUGCCACUCCUGUGGUGAAAAAACCGGGAUUGGUGUACCAAUUCAUCGAAGAGAAACAACGCAUUUCGCUAUCGAAAGAAAGACGUGCUGCGCGAACUCUUGGUAUAAUAAUGGGAGUGUUUGUGGUGUGUUGGUUGCCCUUCUUCCUCAUGUAUGUAACAAUCCCGUUUUGUCCCACUUGUUGUCCUUCCAAAAGACUCAAGAACUUCAUCACUUGGCUAGGUUACAUCAAUUCAGUGCUCAAUCCCAUCAUUUAUACGAUUUUUAAUCUGGACUUUCGGCGCGCUUUUAGAAAGCUUCUGGGGAUGAAACCGUGAGUUUUGGAUACAUCCGUCGACAACUAAUUGAUAAUUCCCGCGUUUUUUCAAAGACUGAUUUCUAGAGUC